Molecule: messenger RNA, 2833 nt
Organism: Esox lucius (northern pike)
Lineage: Eukaryota; Metazoa; Chordata; Actinopteri; Esociformes; Esocidae
Gene: aifm4
Product: apoptosis inducing factor mitochondria associated 4
Exons: 19
Coding region: 204-1823 (539 amino acids)
Cellular component (GO): cytoplasm
Molecular function (GO): flavin adenine dinucleotide binding; 2 iron, 2 sulfur cluster binding; oxidoreductase activity, acting on NAD(P)H
Source: RefSeq, a predicted model, not a curated record
AAUGUGAUCGCAAUCAGCCUACACCCGAUUGAUACCAGAUCAGAUCUGUUUGGUGCUUCGUUCGAUAGCAAAGGCGGUCUCCGGUGGACUGUACCGGUGGUACUGCAGCACUGUCAUCUGGACGAGGACGACGUUUUUCUUCAACUGUGACCAGCGGUUUCUUACAGAAAGAAGUUCAUUUUUCGCGGACCACACUGUCAGAAAUGAGUCAAGGCCAGAGUCAAGUUCCUACUGGUCAGGACCAGGAUGAGGUCACUGGGAUGGUGUGCCUGGAGUCUGACCUACAAGAUGGACAGAUGAAAGAAGUGGAGGUAGAGGAGCAGAAGAUUCUUUUGAUCCGUACCCAGGGACAGUACAGUGCAGUGGGGAGCAAAUGUUCCCAUUAUGGUGCUCCUCUCAUCAAAGGAGCCUUGUUCGGGGACAGAGUGAGGUGUCCCUUUCAUGGCGCCUGCUAUAACGUCAAGACUGGAGAUAUUGAGGAGUAUCCUGGCCUGGACUGUUUGCCCACUUAUAAGGUCAAAGUUGAAGAUGGUGAAGUUUAUGUGUCAGUUAAUAAAAAGUCUCUGAAUGUGUACAAGCGGGUAAAGGAGAUGAGCUGCAGAGUGCCUGGGGUCAACCACAUCAUCCUGCUGAUAGGAGGAGGACCUGCCUCUUUGCUGUGUGCUGAAACUCUGCGACAAAACCACUAUGAAGGUCGAAUCAUCAUAGUGACCAAGGACACCCUGCCACCUAUUGACAAACCCAAGCUAAGCAAGGCAAUGCAUCUGGAUAGUGCUAGCCUCCUCCUUCGACCAAUGGACUUCUUCCAGCAGCAUGACAUAGAGCUGUGGACACAAAAGAAGGUUGUAUCUGUGAACCCCGUGGAGAAGACAGUGAAAAUGAAUGACUGCUCAGUGCAGCAAUAUAACCAGCUGCUCAUAUCAACAGGCUGCCGGGCAAGGCCUUUGAGCUGUCCGGGCUCUGAACUGGAAGGAGUUAGGAUCCUGCAGAACUACCAGGAUGCCAAACAGAUUCACCAAUCCUGUGUAGGACAGAAAGCCCUGGUUGUUGGAGCAUCCUUCAUAGGUAUGGAAGUGGCAUCCUACUUGGCAGACAAAGCAGCUAGUGUGAUGUUGAUUGGCAACAGCUCAUAUCCUUUCCAGAGGUCCUUGGGUUCUGAAAUUGGGAAGAUGACAAUGCAGAUGUUGGAAGAAAACAAAGUUACGUUUUACAUGAAUGAUGAAGUAGUUGAGAUCCGUGGCCAGAAUGGCAAGGUUAAAGAGGUUGUUUUGAAGAGUGGUGCAGUUUUGAAAACAGAUGUGGUGAUAGCAGGGAUUGGUGUCAUCCCUAACUCAGACUUCUUAAAGGGAAGUUCGGUCGAGGUGGAUUCUAGAAAGGCUGUCAUCAUUGAUAAGUUCAUGAGGACCAACAUUCCAGAUGUGUUUGGAGCAGGAGACGUGACAUCCUUCCCCCUCGCCCUGCGGAAAGACCAGCGGGUCAACAUUGGUCACUGGCAGCUGGCAUCUGCCCACGGAAGAGUUGCAGCCCUAAAUAUGUUGCAGAAGCAGACAGAAAUAGUUUCUGUGCCUUUCUUCUGGACAGUGCUUUUAGGAAAGAGUAUCCGCUACACAGGGUAUGCCGAAGGAUACACAGAGAUUAUAUACAAAGGCAAAGUUGAGGAGAGGAAGUUCCUAGCAUUUUAUAUAAAAGAUGAUCAGGUGGUGGCAGCAGCCAGCUUGAUGUUCGAUCCUGCUGUCGCCCGAGUGGCAGAGAUUAUGUCCAAUGGACAGGUCAUAACCAAGGCACAGGCACAAUCUGAUGACCUUAGUUGGUUGCAAAUGUAAACCUUCCUGUGAGACUUGACCGUCAACGCCUGGUGUAACGGGGCGCACUUUAACCCCCAGAUUAAGAGUCAUUUGUGUGUUUUCUGUAUUGUUACUAAAAUGAUUAUUGCCUUUAUCUGCACACUCCUAGAAUCUCAAAUAUUCUUACUGUUCUUAAUACUAGCCUUUUUCUGUGGGAUUUUAUUGAAUCAAAAGAUUUAUUUGUUUUAUUUAAAUCAAACCUGAUGUCUUGAGCUCUGAUGUUUCUCAGGUAGUCCUGAUAUAUUUGGUGUUAUUGUUUUUUAGACAAAUGCUAGGACUGUUUCAAAACUUUUGAUCUCUAGCAUACUCUUUGUUGAAUGAAAUCGUUAGGGUUUUCAUUACAUCUCUCUGCAUCUGUUUUUCUGUUUUCAUAUCUAAAACAAGAAAGUUAGUUAUAACAUUUUUUUAUUACCUAUUCAUGUUUGCACUGGCAUAGAAUCGAUUAUCAUGCGUUUUCUAUCAAGAGUUUGAGGGAAGUCUGAAAAUAUAUUUGCUGAAAUAUAUCCUGAAAGAAAAUAUUUGUUGACUUGGGCUUACUUGACUACCAUUGUGUUCUGUGUUAUCAUACAACAGUAGAAAGCAGCAAAUCAACUGAUUAUUACCCAGAAGUUAAAAUGUUUGUGUGUAUCUUGGAGUGUUAAGUUCAGGUAACAUGUAGCAAGAAUAACAUGCAUAGGUAAAAUUCAAGGAAGUUCAUAUGUAUCCUAGAGGAAAUCAUGAAUGAAAGCUAUUCAAUAGAUUUUGGUUGUUCCUUCUUUCUCCAACCAAUAUUUUAUCACUGAAUUCGCCACUGUACAUUGGUAGGCUGAUUCAGAAUUAGUACUAAUUUCAUGGAUCCAAGAUCCAAAGGCAAAACUGAUGGAAGUUGAUUAUAUUGGGUCUUUACUUUUUUCAGUUUUUUUUGUUUUUUUGUUAUUUUAUUUUUUAUUUAUGGAAAUAAUACAGAGAAAACACUACGUGAUCAUAGUAAAAGUUACUGUGUGAUUGAU